Messenger RNA from Gorilla gorilla gorilla (western lowland gorilla), 14464 nucleotides. It is a transcript of the gene MGAM, whose product is annotated as maltase-glucoamylase. Gene Ontology annotation, biological process: carbohydrate metabolic process. The transcript has 116 exons. Gene Ontology annotation, molecular function: carbohydrate binding; alpha-1,4-glucosidase activity. NCBI's taxonomy places the organism in Eukaryota, Metazoa, Chordata, Mammalia, Primates, Hominidae. The coding region runs from base 1 to 13614 and encodes 4537 amino acids. The record is from RefSeq and is a predicted model, not a curated record.
AUGGCAAGAAAGAAGCUGAAAAAAUUUACUACUUUGGAGAUUGUGCUCAGUGUUCUUCUGCUUGUGUUGUUUAUCAUCAGUAUUGUUCUAAUUGUGCUUUUAGCCAAAGAGUCACUGAAAUCAACAGCCCCAGAUCCCGGGACAACUUGUACCCCAGAUCCUGGAACAACUGGUACCACACAUCCUAGGACAACGGGUCCCCCAGAUCCUGGAACAACUGCUACCACUCCUGUUUCUGCUGAAUGUCCAGUGGUAAAUGAAUUGGAACGAAUUAAUUGCAUCCCUGACCAGCCGCCAACAAAGGCCACAUGUGACCAACGUGGCUGUUGCUGGAAUCCCCAGGGAGCUGUAAGUGUUCCCUGGUGCUACUAUUCCAAGAAUCAUAGCUACCACAUGGAGGGCAACCUUGUCAACACAAAUGCAGGAUUCACAGCCCGGUUGAAAAAUCUGCCUUCUUCACCCGUGUUUGGAAGCAAUGUUGACAAUGUUCUUCUCACAGCAGAAUAUCAGACAUCUAAUCGUUUCCACUUUAAGUUGACUGACCAAACCAAUAACAGGUUUGAAGUGCCCCACGAACAUGUGCAGUCCUUCAGUGGAAAUGCUGCUGCUUCUUUGACCUACCAAGUUGAUAUCUCCAGACAGCCAUUUAGCAUCAAAGUGACCAGAAGAAGCAACAAUCGUGUUUUGUUUGACUCGAGCAUUGGGCCCCUACUGUUUGCUGACCAGUUCUUGCAGCUCUCCACUCGACUGCCUAGCGCUAACGUGUAUGGCCUGGGAGAGCAUGUGCACCAGCAGUAUCGGCAUGAUAUGAAUUGGAAGACCUGGCCCAUAUUUAACAGAGACACAACUCCCAAUGGAAACGGAACUAAUUUGUAUGGUGCGCAGACAUUCUUCUUGUGCCUUGAAGAUGCUAGUGGAUUGUCCUUUGGGGUGUUUCUGAUGAACAGCAAUGCCAUGGAGGUUGUCCUUCAGCCUGCGCCAGCCAUCACUUACCGCACCAUUGGGGGCAUUCUCGACUUCUAUGUGUUCUUGGGAAACACUCCAGAGCAAGUUGUUCAAGAAUAUCUAGAGCUUAUUGGGCGGCCAGCCCUUCCCUCCUACUGGGCGCUUGGAUUUCACCUCAGUCGUUAUGAAUAUGGAACCUUAGACAACAUGAGGGAAGUCGUGGAGAGAAAUCGCGCAGCACAGCUCCCUUAUGAUGUUCAGCAUGCUGAUAUUGAUUAUAUGGAUGAGAGAAGGGACUUCACUUACGAUCCAGUGGAUUUUAAAGGCUUCCCUGAAUUUGUCAACGAGUUACACAAUAAUGGACAGAAGCUUGUUAUCAUUGUGGAUCCAGCCAUCUCCAACAACUCUUCCUCAAGUAAACCCUAUGGCCCAUAUGACAGGGGUUCAGAUAUGAAGAUAUGGGUGAAUAGUUCAGAUGGAGUGACUCCACUCAUUGGGGAGGUCUGGCCUGGACAAACUGUGUUUCCUGAUUAUACCAAUCCCAACUGUGCUGUUUGGUGGACAAAGGAAUUUGAACUUUUUCACAAUCAAGUAGAGUUUGAUGGAAUCUGGAUUGAUAUGAAUGAAGUCUCCAACUUUGUUGAUGGUUCGGUCUCAGGAUGUUCCACAAACAACCUAAAUAAUCCCCCAUUCACUCCCAGAAUCCUGGAUGGGUACCUGUUCUGCAAGACUCUCUGUAUGGAUGCAGUGCAGCACUGGGGCAAGCAGUAUGACGUUCACAAUCUGUAUGGCUACUCCAUGGCGGUCGCCACAGCAGAAGCUGCCAAGACUGUGUUCCCUAAUAAGAGAAGCUUCAUUCUGACCCGUUCUACCUUUGCGGGCUCUGGCAAGUUUUCAGCACAUUGGUUAGGAGACAACACUGCCACCUGGGACGACCUGAGAUGGUCCAUCCCUGGCGUGCUUGAGUUCAACCUUUUCGGCAUCCCAAUGGUGGGUCCUGACAUAUGUGGCUUUGCCUUGGAUGCCCCUGAGGAGCUCUGUAGGCGGUGGAUGCAAUUGGGUGCAUUUUAUCCAUUUUCUAGAAAUCACAAUGGCCAAGGCUACAAGGACCAGGAUCCUGCCUCCUUUGGAGCUGACUCCCUGCUGUUGAAUUCCUCCAGGCACUACCUUAACAUCCGCUAUACUCUAUUGCCCUACCUAUACACCCUCUUCUUCCGUGCUCACAGCCGAGGGGACACGGUGGCCAGGCCCCUUUUGCAUGAGUUCUAUGAGGACAACAGCACGUGGGAUGUGCACCAACAGUUCUUAUGGGGGCCCGGCCUCCUCAUCACUCCAGUUCUGGAUGAAGGUGCAGAAAAAGUGAUGGCAUAUGUGCCUGAUGCUGUCUGGUAUGACUACGAGACUGGGAGCCAAGUGAGAUGGAGGAAGCAAAAAGUCGAGAUGGAACUUCCUGGAGACAAAAUUGGACUUCACCUUCGAGGAGGCUACAUCUUCCCCACACAGCAGCCAAAUACAACCACUCUGGCCAGUCGAAAGAACCCUCUUGGUCUUAUCAUUGCCCUAGAUGAGAACAAAGAAGCAAAAGGAGAACUUUUCUGGGAUGAUGGGGAAACGAAGGAUACUGUGGCCAAUAAAGUGCAUCUUUUAUGUGAGUUUUCUGUCACUCAAAACCGCUUGGAGGUGAAUAUUUCACAAUCAACCUACAAGGACCCCAAUAAUUUAGCAUUUAAUGAGAUUAAAAUUCUUGGGACGGAGGAACCUAGCAAUGUUACGGUGAAACACAAUGGUGUCCCAAGUCAGACUUCUCCUACAGUCACUUAUGAUUCUAACCUGAAGGUUGCCAUUAUCACAGAUAUCGAUCUUCUCCUGGGAGAAGCAUACACAGUGGAGUGGGGCAUAAAGAUAAGGGAUGAAGAAAAAAUAGACUGUUACCCUGAUGAGAAUGGUGCUUCUGCAGAAAACUGCACUGCCCGUGGCUGUAUCUGGGAGGCAUCCAAUUCUUCUGGAGUCCCUUUUUGCUAUUUUGUCAACGACCUAUACUCUGUCAGUGAUGUUCAGUAUAACUCCCAUGGGGCCACAGCUGACAUCUCCUUAAAGUCUUCCGUUUAUGCCAAUGCCUUCCCCUCCACACCCGUGAACCCCCUUCGCCUGGAUGUCACUUACCAUAAGAAUGAAAUGCUGCAGUUCAAGAUUUAUGAUCCCAACAACAAUCGGUAUGAAGUUCCAGUCCCUCUGAACAUACCCAGCGUGCCAUCCAGCACCCCUGAGGGUCAACUCUAUGACGUCCUCAUUAAGAAGAAUCCAUUUGGGAUUGAAAUUCGCCGGAAGAGUACAGGCACUAUAAUUUGGGACUCUCAGCUCCUUGGCUUCACCUUCAGUGACAUGUUUAUCCGCAUCUCCACCCGCCUUCCCUCCAAGUACCUCUACGGCUUUGGGGAAACUGAGCACAGGUCCUACAGGAGAGACUUGGAGUGGCACACUUGGGGGAUGUUCUCCCGAGACCAGCCCCCAGGGUACAAGAAGAAUUCCUAUGGUGUCCACCCGUACUACAUGGGGCUGGAGGAGGACGGCAGUGCUCAUGGAGUGCUCCUGCUGAACAGCAAUGCCAUGGAUGUGACAUUCCAGCCCCUGCCUGCCUUGACAUACCGCACCACAGGGGGAGUUCUGGACUUUUAUGUGUUCUUGGGGCCGACUCCAGAGCUUGUCACCCAGCAGUACACUGAGUUGAUUGGCCGUCCUGUGAUGGUACCUUACUGGUCUUUGGGGUUCCAGCUGUGUCGCUAUGGCUACCAGAACGACUCUGAGAUCGCCAGCUUGUAUGAUGAGAUGGUGGCUGCCCAGAUCCCUUAUGACGUGCAGUACUCAGACAUCGACUACAUGGAGCGGCAGCUGGACUUCACCCUCAGCCCCAAGUUUGCUGGGUUUCCAGCUCUGAUCAAUCGCAUGAAGGCUGAUGGGAUGCGGGUCAUCCUCAUUCUGGAUCCAGCCAUUUCUGGCAAUGAGACACAGCCUUAUCCUGCUUUCACUCGGGGUGUGGAAGAUGACGUCUUCAUCAAGUACCCAAAUGAUGGAGACAUUGUCUGGGGAAAGGUCUGGCCUGAUUUUCCUGAUGUGGUUGUGAAUGGGUCUCUAGACUGGGACAGCCAAGUGGAGCUAUAUCGAGCUUAUGUGGCCUUCCCAGACUUUUUCCGUAAUUCAACUGCCAAGUGGUGGAAGAGGGAAAUAGAAGAACUAUACAACAAUCCACAGGAUCCAGAGAGGAGCUUGAAGUUUGAUGGCAUGUGGAUUGAUAUGAAUGAACCAUCAAGCUUCGUGAAUGGGGCAGUUUCUCCAGGCUGCAGGGACGCCUCUCUGAACCACCCUCCCUACAUGCCACAUUUGGAGUCUAGGGACAGGGGCCUGAGCAGCAAGACCCUUUGCAUGGAGAGUGAGCAGAUCCUCCCAGACGGCUCCCCGGUGCAGCACUACAACGUGCACAACCUGUACGGGUGGUCCCAGACCAGACCCACAUACGAAGCCGUGCAGGAGGUGACAGGACAACGAGGGGUCGUCAUCACCCGCUCCACAUUUCCCUCUUCUGGCCGCUGGGCAGGACAUUGGCUGGGAGACAACACGGCCGCGUGGGAUCAGCUGAAGAAAUCUAUCAUUGGCAUGAUGGAGUUCAGCCUCUUCGGCAUAUCCUAUACGGGAGCAGAUAUCUGUGGGUUCUUUGAAGAUGCUGAAUAUGAGAUGUGUGUUCGCUGGAUGCAGCUGGGGGCCUUUUACCCCUUCUCAAGAAACCACAACACCAUUGGGACCAGGAGACAAGACCCUGUGUCCUGGGACGCUGCUUUUGUGAAUAUUUCCAGAAAUGUCCUGCAGACCAGAUACACCCUGUUGCCAUAUCUGUAUACCUUGAUGCAUAAGGCCCACACGGAGGGCGUCACUGUUGUGCGGCCUCUGCUCCAUGAGUUUGUGUCAGACCAGGUGACAUGGGACAUAGACAGUCAGUUCCUGCUGGGCCCAGCCUUCCUGGUCAGCCCUGUCCUGGAGCGCAAUGCCAGAAAUGUCACUGCAUAUUUCCCUAGAGCCCGUUGGUACGAUUACUACACGGGUGUGGAUAUUAAUGCAAGAGGAGAGUGGAAGACCCUGCCAGCCCCUCUUGACCACAUUAAUCUUCAUGUCCGUGGGGGUUACAUCCUGCCCUGGCAAGAGCCUGCACUGAACACCCACUUAAGUCGAAAGAACCCUCUUGGUCUUAUUAUUGCCCUAGAUGAAAACAAAGAAGCAAAAGGAGAACUUUUCUGGGAUGAUGGGCAAACAAAGGAUACUGUGGCCAAUAAAGUAUAUCUUUUAUGUGAGUUUUCUGUCACUCAAAACCGCUUGGAGGUGAAUAUUUCACAAUCAACCUACAAGGACCCCAAUAAUUUAGCAUUUAAUGAGAUUAAAAUUCUUGGGACGGAGGAACCUAGCAAUGUUACGGUGAAACACAAUGGUGUCCCAAGUCAGACUUCUCCUACAGUCACUUAUGAUUCUAACCUGAAGGUUGCCAUUAUCACAGAUAUCGAUCUUCUCCUGGGAGAAGCAUACACAGUGGAGUGGGGCAUAAAGAUAAGGGAUGAAGAAAAAAUAGACUGUUACCCUGAUGAGAAUGGUGCUUCUGCAGAAAACUGCACUGCCCGUGGCUGUAUCUGGGAGGCAUCCAAUUCUUCUGGAGUCCCUUUUUGCUAUUUUGUCAACGACCUAUACUCUGUCAGUGAUGUUCAGUAUAACUCCCAUGGGGCCACAGCUGACAUCUCCUUAAAGUCUUCCGUUUAUGCCAAUGCCUUCCCCUCCACACCCGUGAACCCCCUUCGCCUGGAUGUCACUUACCAUAAGAAUGAAAUGCUGCAGUUCAAGAUUUAUGAUCCCAACAACAAUCGGUAUGAAGUUCCAGUCCCUCUGAACAUACCCAGCGUGCCAUCCAGCACCCCUGAGGGUCAACUCUAUGAUGUCCUCAUUAAGAAGAAUCCAUUUGGGAUUGAAAUUCGCCGGAAGAGUACAGGCACUAUAAUUUGGGACUCUCAGCUCCUUGGCUUCACCUUCAGUGACAUGUUUAUCCGCAUCUCCACCCGCCUUCCCUCCAAGUACUUCUAUGGCUUUGGGGAAACUGAGCACAGGUCCUACAGGAGAGACUUGGAGUGGCACACUUGGGGGAUGUUCUCCCGAGACCAGCCCCCAGGGUACAAGAAGAAUUCCUAUGGUGUCCACCCCUACUACAUGGGGCUGGAGGAGGACGGCAGUGCUCAUGGAGUGCUCCUGCUGAACAGCAAUGCCAUGGAUGUGACGUUCCAGCCCCUGCCUGCCUUGACAUACCGCACCACAGGGGGAGUUCUGGACUUUUAUGUGUUCUUGGGGCCGACUCCAGAGCUUGUCACCCAGCAGUACACUGAGUUGAUUGGCCGUCCUGUGAUGGUACCUUACUGGUCUUUGGGGUUCCAGCUGUGUCGCUAUGGCUACCAGAACGACUCUGAGAUCGCCAGCUUGUAUGAUGAGAUGGUGGCUGCCCAGAUCCCUUAUGACGUGCAGUACUCAGACAUCGACUACAUGGAGCGGCAGCUGGACUUCACCCUCAGCCCCAAGUUUGCUGGGUUUCCAGCUCUGAUCAAUCGCAUGAAGGCUGAUGGGAUGCGGGUCAUCCUCAUUCUGGAUCCAGCCAUUUCUGGCAAUGAGACACAGCCUUAUCCUGCCUUCACUCGGGGCAUGGAGGAUGACGUCUUCAUCAAAUACCCAAAUGAUGGAGACAUUGUCUGGGGAAAGGUCUGGCCUGAUUUUCCUGAUGUGGUUGUGAAUGGGUCUCUAGACUGGGACAGCCAAGUGGAGCUAUAUCGAGCUUAUGUGGCCUUCCCAGACUUUUUCCGUAAUUCAACUGCCAAAUGGUGGAAGAGGGAAAUAGAAGAACUAUACAACAAUCCACAGGAUCCAGAGAGGAGCUUGAAGUUUGAUGGCAUGUGGAUUGAUAUGAAUGAACCAUCAAGCUUCGUGAAUGGGGCAGUUUCUCCAGGCUGCAGGGACGCCUCUCUGAACCACCCUCCCUACAUGCCACAUUUGGAGUCUAGGGACAGGGGCCUGAGCAGCAAGACCCUUUGCAUGGAGAGUGAGCAGAUCCUCCCAGACGGCUCCCCGGUGCAGCACUACAAUGUGCACAACCUGUACGGGUGGUCCCAGACCAGACCCACAUACGAAGCCGUGCAGGAGGUGACAGGACAACGAGGGGUCGUCAUCACCCGCUCCACAUUUCCCUCUUCUGGCCGCUGGGCAGGACAUUGGCUGGGAGACAACACGGCCGCGUGGGAUCAGCUGAAGAAAUCUAUCAUUGGCAUGAUGGAGUUCAGCCUCUUCGGCAUAUCCUAUACGGGAGCAGAUAUCUGUGGGUUCUUUGAAGAUGCUGAAUAUGAGAUGUGUGUUCGCUGGAUGCAGCUGGGGGCCUUUUACCCCUUCUCAAGAAACCACAACACCAUUGGGACCAGGAGACAAGACCCUGUGUCCUGGGAUGCUGCUUUUGUGAAUAUUUCCAGAAAUGUCCUGCAGACCAGAUACACCCUGUUGCCAUAUCUGUAUACCUUGAUGCAUAAGGCCCACACGGAGGGCGUCACUGUUGUGCGGCCUCUGCUCCAUGAGUUUGUGUCAGACCAGGUGACAUGGGACAUAGACAGUCAGUUCCUGCUGGGCCCAGCCUUCCUGGUCAGCCCUGUCCUGGAGCGCAAUGCCAGAAAUGUCACUGCAUAUUUCCCUAGAGCCCGUUGGUAUGAUUACUACACGGGUGUGGAUAUUAAUGCAAGAGGAGAGUGGAAGACCUUGCCAGCCCCUCUUGACCACAUUAAUCUUCAUGUCCGUGGGGGCUCCAUCCUGCCCUGGCAAGAGCCUGCACUGAACACCCACUUAAGUCGAAAGAACCCUCUUGGUCUUAUUAUUGCCCUAGAUGAAAACAAAGAAGCAAAAGGAGAACUUUUCUGGGAUGAUGGGCAAACAAAGGAUACUGUGGCCAAUAAAGUAUAUCUUUUAUGUGAGUUUUCUGUCACUCAAAACCGCUUGGAGGUGAAUAUUUCACAAUCAACCUACAAGGACCCCAAUAAUUUAGCAUUUAAUGAGAUUAAAAUUCUUGGGACGGAGGAACCUAGCAAUGUUACGGUGAAACACAAUGGUGUCCCAAGUCAGACUUCUCCUACAGUCACUUAUGAUUCUAACCUGAAGGUUGCCAUUAUCACAGAUAUCGAUCUUCUCCUGGGAGAAGCAUACACAGUGGAGUGGGGCAUAAAGAUAAGGGAUGAAGAAAAAAUAGACUGUUACCCUGAUGAGAAUGGUGCUUCUGCAGAAAACUGCACUGCCCGUGGCUGUAUCUGGGAGGCAUCCAAUUCUUCUGGAGUCCCUUUUUGCUAUUUUGUCAACGACCUAUACUCUGUCAGUGAUGUUCAGUAUAACUCCCAUGGGGCCACAGCUGACAUCUCCUUAAAGUCUUCCGUUUAUGCCAAUGCCUUCCCCUCCACACCCGUGAACCCCCUUCGCCUGGAUGUCACUUACCAUAAGAAUGAAAUGCUGCAGUUCAAGAUUUAUGAUCCCAACAACAAUCGGUAUGAAGUUCCAGUCCCUCUGAACAUACCCAGCGUGCCAUCCAGCACCCCUGAGGGUCAACUCUAUGAUGUCCUCAUUAAGAAGAAUCCAUUUGGGAUUGAAAUUCGCCGGAAGAGUACAGGCACUAUAAUUUGGGACUCUCAGCUCCUUGGCUUCACCUUCAGUGACAUGUUUAUCCGCAUCUCCACCCGCCUUCCCUCCAAGUACUUCUAUGGCUUUGGGGAAACUGAGCACAGGUCCUACAGGAGAGACUUGGAGUGGCACACUUGGGGGAUGUUCUCCCGAGACCAGCCCCCAGGGUACAAGAAGAAUUCCUAUGGUGUCCACCCCUACUACAUGGGGCUGGAGGAGGACGGCAGUGCUCAUGGAGUGCUCCUGCUGAACAGCAAUGCCAUGGAUGUGACGUUCCAGCCCCUGCCUGCCUUGACAUACCGCACCACAGGGGGAGUUCUGGACUUUUAUGUGUUCUUGGGGCCGACUCCAGAGCUUGUCACCCAGCAGUACACUGAGUUGAUUGGCCGGCCUGUGAUGGUACCUUACUGGUCUUUGGGGUUCCAGCUAUGUCGCUAUGGCUACCAGAACGACUCUGAGAUCGCCAGCUUGUAUGAUGAGAUGGUGGCUGCCCAGAUCCCUUAUGACGUGCAGUACUCAGACAUCGACUACAUGGAGCGGCAGCUGGACUUCACCCUCAGCCCCAAGUUUGCUGGGUUUCCAGCUCUGAUCAAUCGCAUGAAGGCUGAUGGGAUGCGGGUCAUCCUCAUUCUGGAUCCAGCCAUUUCUGGCAAUGAGACACAGCCUUAUCCUGCCUUCACUCGGGGCAUGGAGGAUGACGUCUUCAUCAAAUACCCAAAUGAUGGAGACAUUGUCUGGGGAAAGGUCUGGCCUGAUUUUCCUGAUGUGGUUGUGAAUGGGUCUCUAGACUGGGACAGCCAAGUGGAGCUAUAUCGAGCUUAUGUGGCCUUCCCAGACUUUUUCCGUAAUUCAACUGCCAAAUGGUGGAAGAGGGAAAUAGAAGAACUAUACAACAAUCCACAGGAUCCAGAGAGGAGCUUGAAGUUUGAUGGCAUGUGGAUUGAUAUGAAUGAACCAUCAAGCUUCGUGAAUGGGGCAGUUUCUCCAGGCUGCAGGGACGCCUCUCUGAACCACCCUCCCUACAUGCCACAUUUGGAGUCUAGGGACAGGGGCCUGAGCAGCAAGACCCUGUGCAUGGAGAGUCAGCAGAUCCUCCUAGACGGCUCCCCGGUGCAGCACUACAAUGUGCACAACCUGUACGGGUGGUCCCAGACCAGACCCACAUACGAAGCCGUGCAGGAGGUGACAGGACAGCGAGGGGUCGUCAUCACCCGCUCCACAUUUCCCUCUUCUGGCCGCUGGGCAGGACAUUGGCUGGGAGACAACACAGCCGCGUGGGAUCAGCUGAAGAAAUCUAUCAUUGGCAUGAUGGAGUUCAGCCUCUUCGGCAUAUCCUAUACGGGAGCAGAUAUCUGUGGGUUCUUUGAAGAUGCUGAAUAUGAGAUGUGUGUUCGCUGGAUGCAGCUGGGGGCCUUUUACCCCUUCUCAAGAAACCACAACACCAUUGGGACCAGGAGACAAGACCCUGUGUCCUGGGAUGCUGCUUUUGUGAACAUUUCCCGAAACGUCCUGCAGACCAGAUACACCCUGUUGCCAUAUCUGUAUACCUUGAUGCAUAAGGCCCACACGGAGGGCGUCACUGUUGUGCGGCCUCUGCUCCAUGAGUUUGUGUCAGACCAGGUGACAUGGGACAUAGACAGUCAGUUCCUGCUGGGCCCAGCCUUCCUGGUCAGCCCUGUCCUGGAGCGCAAUACCAGAAAUGUCACUGCCUAUUUCCCUAGAGCCCGUUGGUACGAUUACUACACGGGUGUGGAUAUUAAUGCAAGAGGAGAGUGGAAGACCUUGCCAGCCCCUCUUGACCACAUUAAUCUUCAUGUCCGUGGGGGUUACAUCCUGCCCUGGCAAGAGCCUGCACUGAACACCCACUUAAGUCGAAAGAACCCUCUUGGUCUUAUUAUUGCCCUAGAUGAAAACAAAGAAGCAAAAGGAGAACUUUUCUGGGAUGAUGGGCAAACAAAGGAUACUGUGGCCAAUAAAGUAUAUCUUUUAUGUGAGUUUUCUGUCACUCAAAACCGCUUGGAGGUGAAUAUUUCACAAUCAACCUACAAGGACCCCAAUAAUUUAGCAUUUAAUGAGAUUAAAAUUCUUGGGACGGAGGAACCUAGCAAUGUUACGGUGAAACACAAUGGUGUCCCAAGUCAGACUUCUCCUACAGUCACUUAUGAUUCUAACCUGAAGGUCGCCAUUAUCACAGACAUCAAUCUUUUCCUGGGAGAAGCAUACACAGUGGAGUGGAGCAUAAAGAUAAGGGAUGAAGAAAAAAUAGACUGUUACCCUGAUGAGAAUGGUGCUUCUGCAGAAAACUGCACUGCCCGUGGCUGUAUCUGGGAGGCAUCCAAUUCUUCUGGAGUCCCUUUUUGCUAUUUUGUCGACGACCUAUACUCUGUCAGUGAUGUUCAGUAUAAUUCCCAUGGGGCCACAGCUGACAUCUCCUUAAAGUCUUCUGUUCAUGCCAAUGCCUUCCCUUCCACACCCGUGAACCCCCUUCGCCUGCAUGUCACUUACCAUAAGAAUGAAAUGCUGCAGUUCAAGAUUUAUGAUCCCAACAACAAUCGGUAUGAAGUUCCAGUCCCUCUGAACAUACCCAGCGUGCCAUCCAGCACCCCUGAGGGUCAACUCUAUGACGUCCUCAUUAAGAAGAAUCCAUUUGGGAUUGAAAUUCGCCGGAAGAGUACAGGCACUAUAAUUUGGGACUCUCAGCUCCUUGGCUUCACCUUCAGUGACAUGUUUAUCCGCAUCUCCACCCGCCUUCCCUCCAAGUACCUCUACGGCUUUGGGGAAACUGAGCACACAUCCUAUAGGAGAGACUUGGAGUGGCACACUUGGGGGAUGUUCUCCCGAGACCAGCCCCCAGGGUACAAGAAGAAUUCCUAUGGUGUCCACCCCUACUACAUGGGGCUGGAGGAGGAUGGCAGUGCCCAUGGAGUGCUCCUGCUGAACAGCAAUGCCAUGGAUGUGACGUUCCAGCCCCUGCCUGCCUUGACAUACCGUACCACAGGGGGAGUUCUGGACUUUUAUGUGUUCUUGGGGCCAACUCCAGAGCUUGUCACCCAGCAGUACACUGAGUUGAUUGGCCGGCCUGUGAUGGUACCUUACUGGUCUUUGGGGUUCCAGCUGUGUCGCUAUGGCUACCAGAACGACUCUGAGAUCGCCAGCUUGUAUGAUGAGAUGGUGGCUGCCCAGAUCCCUUAUGACGUGCAGUACUCAGACAUCGACUACAUGGAGCGGCAGCUGGACUUCACCCUCAGCCCCAAGUUUGCUGGGUUUCCAGCUCUGAUCAAUCGCAUGAAGGCUGAUGGGAUGCGGGUCAUCCUCAUUCUGGAUCCAGCCAUUUCUGGCAAUGAGACACAGCCUUAUCCUGCCUUCACUCGGGGCAUAGAGGAUGACGUCUUCAUCAAGUACCCAAAUGAUGGAGACAUUGUCUGGGGAAAGGUCUGGCCUGAUUUUCCUGAUGUGGUUGUGAAUGGGUCUCUAGACUGGGACAGCCAAGUGGAGCUAUAUCGAGCUUAUGUGGCCUUCCCAGACUUUUUCCGUAAUUCAACUGCCAAGUGGUGGAAGAGGGAAAUAGAAGAACUAUACAACAAUCCACAGAAUCCAGAGAGGAGCUUGAAGUUUGAUGGCAUGUGGAUUGAUAUGAAUGAACCAUCAAGCUUCGUGAAUGGGGCAGUUUCUCCAGGCUGCGGGGACGCCUCUCUGAACCACCCUCCCUACAUGCCACAUUUGGAGUCCAGGGACAGGGGCCUGAGCAGCAAGACCCUGUGCAUGGAGAGUGAGCAGAUCCUCCCAGACGGCUCCCCGGUGCAGCACUACAACGUGCACAACCUGUACGGGUGGUCCCAGACCAGACCCACAUACGAAGCCGUGCAGGAGGUGACAGGACAGCGAGGGGUCGUCAUCACCCGCUCCACAUUUCCCUCUUCUGGCCGCUGGGCAGGACAUUGGCUGGGAGACAACACAGCCGCGUGGGAUCAGCUGAAGAAAUCUAUCAUUGGCAUGAUGGAGUUCAGCCUCUUCGGCAUAUCCUAUACGGGAGCAGAUAUCUGUGGGUUCUUUGAAGAUGCUGAAUAUGAGAUGUGUGUUCGCUGGAUGCAGCUGGGGGCCUUUUAUCCCUUCUCAAGAAACCACAACACCAUUGGGACCAGGAGACAAGACCCUGUGUCCUGGGAUGCUGCUUUUGUGAAUAUUUCCAGAACUGUCCUGCAGACCAGAUACACCCUGUUGCCAUAUCUGUAUACCUUGAUGCAUAAGGCCCACACGGAGGGCGUCACUGUUGUGCGGCCUCUGCUCCAUGAGUUUGUGUCAGACCAGGUGACAUGGGACAUAGACAGUCAGUUCCUGCUGGGCCCAGCCUUCCUGGUCAGCCCUGUCCUGGAGCGCAAUGCCAGAAAUGUCACUGCAUAUUUCCCUAGAGCCCGUUGGUACGAUUACUACACGGGUGUGGAUAUUAACGCAAGAGGAGAGUGGAAGACCUUGCCAGCCCCGCUUGACCACAUUAAUCUUCAUGUCCGUGGGGGCUACAUCCUGCCCUGGCAAGAGCCUGCAUUGAACACCCACUUAAGCCGCCAGAAAUUCAUGGGCUUCAAAAUUGCCUUGGAUGAUGAAGGAACUGCUGGGGGCUGGCUCUUCUGGGAUGAUGGGCAAAGCAUUGAUACCUAUGGGAAAGGACUCUAUUACUUGGCCAGCUUUUCUGCCAGCCAGAAUACGAUGCAAAGCCAUAUAAUUUUCAACAAUUACAUCACUGGUACAAAUCCUUUGAAACUGGGCUACAUUGAAAUCUGGGGAGUGGGCAGUGUCCCCAUUACCAGUGUCAGCAUCUCUGUGAGUGGCACGGUCAUAACACCGUCCUUCAACAAUGACCGCACGACACAGGUAUUAAGCAUCGAUGUGACUGACAGAAACAUCAGCCUACAUAAUUUUACUUCAUUGACGUGGAUAAGCACUCUGUGAAUUUUUACAGCAAGAUUCUAACUAACUAUGAAUGACUUUGAAACUACUUAUACUUCAUACUCAUAAAAAUUAUUGUGUGUUGCUAAUUUGUUCAUACCCACUAUUGGUGAAAUAUUUCUGUUAAUUUUGUUAUAUGUUUUUUGUGUGAACCCUAAAGGUUAAACCUUAGCCCUGUGGGAUAGGCAGUUAGGGAGGUGUGGAAAAUCUAUGCAUUACCUUAAUGUCUCUGUGUGGUUAGUAUGGUAGUGACUGUUCAUCAUAUGACAUUUACUGAAGAUGAACUGGGUCCAUGAUGAAGUGUGUUUAUGUCCACGUUUGUAAUCAUAGAAUGGACCCCAUUCUUUUGUUAAAUACACAAGAGAAAGCUUUCCGUGACAGUUCCAGGUCUUGAAGCUAAUCAGCAUCUCAAGAAAGUAUCCAGAAAGAACCUCUGCUAGUUGGUUAUAGGUGGCGGGAGGAAUAAUAUACCUAAUUGGUUAUAGGUGGGGGGAGCAUGAUAAGCAAAGAAAAGGCAAACACAAGGAAAGAUCAGAUGAAACAGAAGAUGAUAGUAAAAGUGAUCCUAAGAAUAUAAUGUAAAAUUGUCAGCAGCCUCAUGGGGAGGAGAAAGGAAGAGUCAACUCACCUGAAGAAGAGGGUCUUGAGAAAUCCUUAGCAUAAAGGGCUACUGGUGAGAUUGAGAUCUGAGCAGGCAAAGCUCAAAAGAGAGUUUGGAGGUUAAAGAUAAUUUAUUUUUGCAGUAGUGUGCUUUGAAAUGUGUAAAUCUUAUUUCUAAUAUAUAUAACCGCAUUUCACAUAAAAAUAUGCAAUUUAUAUGCCAGAUAAAAAUAAAACAAGUGAAUUUGCAAGU